AUGCAUCUCCUACACUCCCUCUUACCACUCAUUGUCUUGAUAGUCCCCGGAAUGGCCCAAUUCUUCAACUUCGGCAACAUGUUCGGCGGCCAACAACAUCAACACCAAGAACCACAAAAUAUGGGCUCCGAUUCAGAAUGGUAUCAGAACAGCUACGAGCAAGGUACAAUGAAUUCAUCACAUGCACACCUGUAUACACCAGCUCACUUUGAUACUCUAGCACGUUGCGACAAGUACCUCUGCCCACACACCCUCAGCUGCGUCCACUUCCCUCACCAUUGCCCAUGCGCGUUCCCGAACGUUGAGGAUAAAAUUGAAUUUGGAGAAGGGAGUAUGGCUUGCGUCAGCAAAGGAGGGUUCAAAGCUGGCGAAUCUGCGAGAAAGAUUGAGUUGGCGAGAAAAGGACUGUUAUGA
Lecanosticta acicola is the source of this 414-nucleotide messenger RNA. The record is from the annotation of a GenBank genome assembly. NCBI's taxonomy places the organism in Eukaryota, Fungi, Ascomycota, Dothideomycetes, Mycosphaerellales, Mycosphaerellaceae.